This is a messenger RNA of Cherax quadricarinatus, 976 nucleotides long. Its product is annotated as lysozyme C-like. Gene Ontology annotation, molecular function: lysozyme activity. Lineage: Eukaryota; Metazoa; Arthropoda; Malacostraca; Decapoda; Parastacidae. The record is from RefSeq and is a predicted model, not a curated record.
AUGUUGGCGUGCUCCUGGUUGUUGGUGACAGCCGUGUUGACGGCCCUGGUGGGGACGUCCUCGGGAAAGGUCUACAGAAAGUGCGAGUUAGCUAGCGUGCUGGAGCGGCAAUUCCGCUUGCCAAGAUAUGUCAUUAAAAAAUGGGUAUGCAUCGCAGAGUUUGAGUCCAGGUUCAACACAGCAGCUAUCAACCCAUACAACUAUGACGGUAGCAAGGACUAUGGUAUCUUCCAGAUCAACAGCAUGUACUGGUGUUGGGAUGGUACCAGAGGCGGGAGAAACCUUUGCGGGAUACGUUGUAGAGAUCUGUUGAGUGACAACCUCUCGAAAGACGUCUCCUGUGCCCUGAAGAUCCUCAAUGCCCAAGGAUAUUCAGCUUGGGUUGCCUACAACAACAAAUGCCGUUAUCGUAACCUUGAUGUAUACAUGGCAGAGUGCUGGGGUGCUUCUGGAAGAGGAUACAAUAAUCUGUAAAGGGAUGGUACUGAAGAGACUCUUCUGUGUCGAACAUGGCGAGGCUUCCCAUUGGACCUGAGGUUUACACUCUCCACCAGUUCGUCUACAUCACUGCUACCACUUCCAGCUACCCCAGACCCACUGAUUUUUCAACCCCUGUACUUAUAAUUACAGCAUGAGGGAGUAAUUCCAGGAGGUCUGGUCUGGAACCGAGGGCCGGUGAACCCAGGACACGACAUGUUAGAUACAGGUGACUUUCUUAUAACCCACAAGAUGUGCAUUAUUAUAAUGAACCACGUCAGUAACUUAUUGUACAAGUACAGGUAUGUUAAUAUCGAAUGAUAGCGGUAAUAAGGCACACAUAUACAAUAUAUUUAUUGAGAAAUUUUCGCCACUUGUAGUUAUAAGGAGUGAUAAAAACACCAAUGGAAAUAAAUGGUAUAAAAUACCGACACAGUAGAAAUAUAAAUACAUAAACAGUAUAAUGUGAUCCUUUAUUGACAACGUUCCGCCCACACAG